Molecule: messenger RNA, 2559 nt
Organism: Acipenser ruthenus (sterlet)
Lineage: Eukaryota; Metazoa; Chordata; Actinopteri; Acipenseriformes; Acipenseridae
Product: zinc finger protein 239-like
Exons: 4
Coding region: 289-1275 (328 amino acids)
Biological process (GO): regulation of transcription by RNA polymerase II; central nervous system development
Cellular component (GO): nucleus
Molecular function (GO): RNA polymerase II cis-regulatory region sequence-specific DNA binding; DNA-binding transcription factor activity, RNA polymerase II-specific
Source: RefSeq, a predicted model, not a curated record
CCUCCCCCGUUCUGUGGGAGACAGACCCGUUCAGACACUGAGGGAGAGUAGAGAGGAGAUGUGGAGUCGCUGCUAACAGCUCUCACCUGAAGAGAAGAAAGGACACAUUCACUGAGGAGACGGUCAGAGCGAGUGACUAGAGCACUAGAGCCGUGCUGCACACCCCACUGACAAUACCUGAAAAGAUGUUGAUGAGUUGACAGAUCUCUGAUGGUGAACUUCUUCACAUUACGCACCCAUCACAAUUUGGUGUAAAAUGAUCCUGAUACACAAGCCGAAAGUCACGUUAUGUCAGUCAGACCUCAAACAGGUAGAAUGCUCACCAGAGCAGAAGGGUUAAAAUCAACAAAAGAUGGUGCCUCCCUUCCAAAUCGAGGCAGAUCAUUCCACACCUGUGGGGCUCUGAAGCUGAAUCCUCUGCCACCUGACUUCUUUCUCUGUAUGCAUGGAUUACUUUUCAUGGGACAGUCUUAUCUUGGAACAAAGAUGGAGUCUGUUUAUAUUAAGCAGGAGGGGGUUCUGGAAUUGGUACCUAUCUGCAUUAAACAGGAGAUGCCUGAACUGGACCCUGUCCACAUUAAAGAAGAGUCUGAACUGGUGCCUGUCCACAUUAAAGAGGAAAAUACUGAACUGGACCCUGUCCACUUUAAAGAAGAGACUGAACUGGUGCCUGUCCACAUUAAAGAGGAAAAUACUGAACUGGACCCUGUCCACAUUAAAGAGGAAGAGACUGAACUGGAGCCUGUCCACAUUAAAGAAGAGUCUGAACUGGAGCCAGUCCACAGUAAAGAGACUAUUGACUUGUUUAAGGAUACAGACAAUAUAUCCCAGCCAAAGAUGUCACGUCAAUGUGCUGAAUGUGGGAAGGUCUUUAGUAAGUCAAGACACCUAAAAAAACAUCAGCGAAUUCACACUGGAGAGAAGCCGUAUCGCUGUAUUGAUUGUGGGAAGAGCUUCAUUGAGUCAGGAAACCUAAAAAGACACCAGCGAAUUCAUACUGGAGAGAAGCCGUAUCACUGUACUGAAUGUGGUAGAAGCUUCAUUGAGUCAGGAAGUUUAAAAAGGCACCAGCGAAUUCACACUGGAGAGAAGCCGUAUCACUGUCUUGAAUGUGGGGAGCACUUCAGUCGGCUAGGAAAUCUAAAAAUACACCAACGAAUUCACACUAGAGAGAAGCCGUAUCACUGUUUUGAAUGUGGAGAGAGCUUCAGUUGGUUUGGAAGGCUAAAUAUACACCAGCAAAUUCACACUGAAGCCAGCCUCUCUCCCUCCUAGUCCCUCACCUCUCCAUCCUACUUAUUUUAGUGUGUGGAGAGCUGACUGGGGCAGUGAUUCAAGAAUUUCAUGGAAUGGUGUAACAAUACACAUGUCUCUCUCCUCACUCACUCAUAUGAAUGUGUCCCCAUGAGUGAGAGCCAGCCUGUAUACUUUGCUGAGUGUUUAAAUACUGAGAAACUCCAACCUUGUUGUAUACUGGAGCCCUUCUUCAGUGCAGUGGGAUUUAAUGGGUAGAUUGCUGUAUAUGCAAUUAUGAGGACAGCUCCACAAUGGUAGAGCUGUUUACUGUGAAAUAUAUAUGCAUAACAUACAUGCUUCACCAUUACCAUUAUUACUACAUUCAUAGUUUAUACAGUUUGUGAAUAAUUGAUAAAAACAAUCUGCAGAAUGCAGUUGCCUCAUUAAGCAGCUUCUUAAAGGAUCCCAGGGUGUCGGCUUCAACAACAUUAUUGGGAAGUUGGUUCCAGACCCUCACAAUUCUCUGUGUAAAAAAGUGCCUCCUAUUUUCUGUUCUGAAUGCCCCUUUAUCUAAUCUCCAUUUGUGACCCCUGGUCCUGGUUUCUUCUUUUUUCAGGUCGAAAAAGUUCCCUGGGUCGACAUUGUCAAUACCUUUUAGGAUUUUGAAUGUUUAAAUCAGAUCACCACGUAGUCUUCUUUGUUCAAUUAUUUUAGCCUGUCUGCGUACGACAUGCCUUUUAAACCUGGGAUAAUUCUGGUUGCACUUCUUUGAACUCUUUCUAGAGCAGCAAUAUCCUUUUUGUAACGAGGUGACCAGAACUGGGGACGCAGCUGAGAACAGACCAGACUCAGGGAUUUUGUUUUAGUUACAAUAACAAGAUGAGAAACAUUAUACACAGAACUCUGGUUUUGUUUCUAUGAAUAUAUUAAGACGUAGAAUCUCUUUGCAUUGUGUUGCAAUUUAAACAUUUUCACUUAACAUAUUAAAAAGCUCAGCUUUCUAUUAGAAAUAGACUACAGCUAUGACCAAAGCUAUCCUCACUGUAGAAUGAACAAAAUGUGCUUUAUAAAUGUCGAAUGCAACCUGAAUAAUGUUUAACCCUUUGCGGUCCAUUGUCAGACUGGGUCCGACAUUGCAAUUAUUCCUCACAGGUCCUUUGUCGGACUGGGUCCGACAUCAUUAUAGCAACGCAAUAAACGGGUGUUUAGUCGUUUUUUCUCCGGAAAAAGCCGAGAAAACCAUUCAAUUGCCGAGUGGUAGCGACAGGAGCCGAGACAAGUCGGAAAAAAAAAAAAAAAAAAAAAAAAGGCGUUUUUCAUGAA